This is a messenger RNA of Acanthopagrus latus (yellowfin seabream), 1315 nucleotides long. RefSeq lists its product as uncharacterized. Gene Ontology annotation, molecular function: signaling receptor activity. NCBI's taxonomy places the organism in Eukaryota, Metazoa, Chordata, Actinopteri, Spariformes, Sparidae. The record is from RefSeq and is a predicted model, not a curated record. Bases 224 to 904 code for a protein of 226 amino acids. The transcript has 4 exons. Gene Ontology annotation, cellular component: membrane. Gene Ontology annotation, biological process: adaptive immune response.
AAAGAGUCACCCUGUCAGUCAGUCAGUCAGACAGACAGUCUCUGCAUCUUGGGCAGAGUCUGCGGUAGCCUGCCUGCAAGGCAGCUUGCAGGAUGACAGCCCACUGGUGGAGCUGUUUGUUGGGACUACUCUGCAUGCCUGCUGAGGUCAUACUCAGCACCUGGACAGGUGAGUGUGUGUUUGUGUGAGUGAGAAUAUAAAAUAAGAAAUAUAAAAUUAAAUUAUGGAUGAGUAUUGGGCUUCGGAUCCAAAAAAAGACGUCUUCAAUGUUUCCCAAGAGCCCGUGUCCAUCACUCAAAUGAGAGUCAACUCAUCUAUGAAGAUCACAUGCUCCACCUCAAUGUAUGAAACCAUGGGGGUCUACCUGCGCAGGAGUUUCCAUGGCAAAAACGACGUUGUGUUCCUUGCCCUGGAAAAUGGACAGGUCACCCAGGACACCAUAGCUGAAAACUUUGCAGGCCGAAUUCACAUAGCUAAAAAGCAACAGAUCACUGAGGGCUGCGGAUUCACCUGGGAGCUGUCUCUGCUGGGGUUGGACGACACAGACCACUACUACUGCAGCUGGAUUUACUUCAACUCAGAGAAAGGGAACCAAGAGACCCGAUCCAGCGAUGGCACCAUCGUCCUCGUCGGAGAGAGAGACCCCCAGGAACAAUGCAGCCACAACAUUGACAGUCUCAUCUUUAUUGCCCUGAGUGUGACAGCGUUCACCGCCAUACUGUCCCUCAUCAUCGGAGCACUGGUUGUGAGAAUCAAACGGUUUAAAAAGAAAUUCCGCCCUGCCAGAGAUGUGAGACCAUCCAGACCUAACAGGCCUCAACAUGUAUGUCACCAUCAGACAGUUCAACAUUGUCCGUACUUAAUCACCUCUGCAAAUCCCUUGGACUUCAGGGGCAUUCUGUAAUGCUGAGAAUCCAUGUAAUGAUGAUGAUGAUGCUGAUGUCGCAUUAGCGUUGGCGAAGUCAAAGACUCAAUGUGCACAAUGUGUGUUUGUAACUGACUGAGUCAGCGGCUCCAACGAAGGAGAAAGCGUCUCACUUCUUGCUCUUCUGUUCAUUUCCUUUGAUGUUCAAAUAUGUGUUUUGGGUGCAGAAAUGUGUCUGAGCUACCACAUCCUGGCCAAUGUAGAUUGUAAAUGCAUGUCGACAGUGUUAGUGAGGGAAAACUGCAGAGCAUACAUUUUUGUCACACGUGUUUCACAGCAUUCUACCUACAUUUCCUCUGUGUGUCAUUGGUAGACUUUGAACUUUCAAAGAAAUGCGCACCAUUGUUUUCUGCCUUAUUUGAUCUGUGCAUUAAAUCUAAGCUUCUUCCA